CAUGUUUCGAAUGAAUCGAUAUACCGUGUGCGUUAGAAUUGACUAGCGCAGUGUCACCAUCCGCCGAGCCUGGACUCGAAGAUCUCGCGGAGGACGGAGCAGACGACAGAUAAACGGGCAGACGACAACUGAACGACAGGCCACAAGCAGGCUGAGUGAUCCGUUUCGAGGAGACAGUGUACAGACAAUUGCGUUGGGCAUACAUCCUAUUUGUUGGUGACUUUUGGUGGCAAUUCACCAAGAAAUUCAAGGGAUAUAUAUAGAGCCAGUUUACUGAACAUACAGUCAUGUGUGCUAUGUUCUUCAGGUUGAAGAAGCCUGGGAAAGACGAGAAGAUCGUCACAAGGCCAGUCGGAGUGCGGGAUAAGAGCGGCAAAGCCUACAUCACGUGUUGUUGGGAGGUCGAAUUCGGCCAACAGAAAGUGGCAAUAACAUUCUCUCGAGACAGUAUGUGUGUGUACCUUGAUGACGACCCAAUCCAGACAGAAAUGCUGAUUAAGGACAAAGGAUACGACGUACACAUCUGGUGGGAGAACCAUCUAGGAAAUUUCUAUAUCUUCAGUGAUGUGGACGUGGACAAGUCUGACAAGCCAAUGGUCAAUUACCUGUACAUCAACGACAAGCUGGUGUCCAAGAAGAACUACAAGGAACACAAGAAGCGGCAACUGGUGCCAGAGAUACCUAAAAAACCCAUCGAUAUAUACCUGGCGGAGUGCCAGAUGGAGCAGCAGGAACAAGGUAGCAAGUAACUGAACUAAAUCUGAACAAGGGAGGAAGUACACUCACCAACCAUCUUGGAGGAGGACACAGCAUGAAGCAUGUUCCACGGGGACUUAGGCUCUUAUCAGUGGACCCUAGAUUGUCCUUCACUUACAAUCAUUUUGUGAAUACUAGAGGUGAACUUGUUUUCCGCAAGUUUUUCAGCAUGUCGAGAAAGCUGCAAAACGAAAUCUUGGGCAGUUUUCAAACUGUAGAAUGAACAUGCACGAUUUGACUAUACAUAUUGUACAUUUGGCGACGAGAAGUCACUAGAUCCGAUGUCACGUCCUAUAGCUUACAGGCCAGAUGUUAUACCUAUCUCACCUAGCGAACCACCUCUGUAUUAUAUAUUUCAUUUGUAUAACCUUCACCUGUGUUUCUACAUUUAUACCUGCACGGGAUAAGUAAGUAAAUAAGUAAUACGUAUGUAUUUACGUCCCUUGGCCACGUAGGUCCUGCGCACAACACUUGAACUGCAGGGAUAAAUAAGCAACGUAACUUAGAACCAUCUGAGUUUUGAAACUGUGUUAACAUUUUCGUUUGGUGUUAUCAAUGUCAUACGUGAUAGACAUCCAGGAAAUUGGGCUUUUAGAUCAAACGGGAUUCGUAUUUAACCUUAAGAGCACUGGUAUGUUUGAUUAUUCAUUUUCGUUCAUUUGAAAUGAAAAAAAAAAUUCUAGUCUAGAAGAACCACUAAGACAAACUGUUUUAUCGGGAAUAAAUACAUAAGCAAUUUAACCUGGUUAACUCGAACUUCUAUAACUCGAUUACGACGUUAUGACUAGUCCCGGCAAUAUUCCUAAUGGCGUUGGAGGUACAUUCGGAAUACCGCUUAUGUCGAUCUACGGAUAACCCGAUAUGUUUCAGGUGUUCCCUAGGACUUCGAGUUAAGGAGGUUUGAGUCUGUGGUGCAGACAUUAUCCACUGACGUGUUCCCAUAACGCUGUCCAUAGUAGGUUUAGCUGUGACGUCACAUCCCAAGAUGGCGCCCAUUGUGGGGCGCAACAACGUUAUACACCCGCAAUGUGACGUCAAUAAUAAUAAUAAUACACCCCGUGACGUAAUACACACCGUCAACGUAAGAUUAUACCGCAAUGUGACAUCUCUCCAAAUAUCAACAGGUCACACUGUUCGAGUGUAUGAGGGCAACACACAGUUGUAAUGUCUUAUAGUUUGUAUCUAUGUAUACAAGGAAUAAACGAUUUAUUUAA
Molecule: messenger RNA, 1970 nt
Organism: Haliotis rufescens (red abalone)
Lineage: Eukaryota; Metazoa; Mollusca; Gastropoda; Lepetellida; Haliotidae
Exons: 4
Coding region: 288-749 (153 amino acids)
Biological process (GO): negative regulation of apoptotic process
Source: RefSeq, a predicted model, not a curated record